CAAUCAGUCUGCACUCGCAUGUCCACGAGGUUGCUCGCACGGGCCAAGCAGCAUCCUCUCUCUCCCUCUCUUUCGCUUCGCCCGCUCGUAUUCCCUGUCAUUCUCUGUCUCGCUUUUGCCCCCUCUCUUUCUCUCUCUCCUUUUCUCUGUCUAUCAUUGUCUCACUCUUUCAUUCACCUGACUCUUAACGCGAGCAGUGCGUUACACAUCCCAUACGGGGGUGAUACCGAUCGCCAGUCGAGGUACUGGUCGCGGACACUGCAGCUGCGGUUGAGGUUAGGUCGACGGACCUGUCGAUCGUAGUGGCGGGACGCGGCGCGGCGGAUUUGAAUUUUCGAACGCGGUUAUCCGCGCCGUGACUUUGCCUUUAAGGUGUCGCACAUUGAUUUCGCGACCGAACGAUCGCGAACGACGAUCUCUUGCCAAGAGGACGGAUCAUUUUCCUGUCGGACGGUUGCGCGGGUUUUUGUGAUCAUUGUUGUUUACGAUUGACAGACGUUGCGCACGCCUGCGGGUUAGACGGAACGACGUUAGGCGGACCGCGCGUUUUUCGAAACAGCGGAAACGUUUGGGAGGAUGAUGCAUCGCGAGUUUUUAUCGCCGCCUUCGUCGACGUUGUUGAUGUUAUCGUUACUGAAGUUGUCGCACUCGCGUCUCGUGGAAACGCGCAGCGACGGAGACGAGCAGCUAGCCCUGUGAGGUUCUGUGAAUGUUCUCGGACAGCCGCGCGCCGCGGCUAGCCGCGCACCAGUUUCUCAGUGCACACGAGGAAAACAUGGAUAAUUCUGCGUACGUACCGAAUCAUCUACCGCCGCCGUCUCUGGUAGUGUUCUCGCAGGCCGGAGGGUUGCCUGAGGCCCUGAGAAUGCAAAGACCCUUCAAUCCACAAGUAACCGAUUCGAAGGAUCUGCAGGUGCCCUUCAGCACGGCGGCGUCGCUGGGCUACGGGCUGCAUCACAUGCUGCAUCUGCCACCGCAGUUCCUGCACCCGCUCGACCAUAGACUACCCUUCGGUGGCUUCCGGCCCCUGGUGCCGUCCGCGUUCGCGCCCCCCAGCAAGUGCCUCAAGGUCGAGACCGGGAACGGCGCGGUGCCGGGAAACGGCGGCCUGCCCAGCAUCGGCUCGCUCUCAAGCAUGUCGAACAUGUUCUCGCCCACGUCCCUACCGGGCGCGGGCGGUGGCGCAGUGGUAUCCGUUUCCGGUGCGGCGGCCGCCGCGGCCGCCGCCGUCGCCGCGGCAGGCCAGGAAGUCGGCGGGCCGCAGAGUCCGGCUGGUUCCGCGAGCCGCUCACCUACUGGUACCGCUGGUACCGGUUCCGUACCGAAUCGCGGUGCAACUCCCGAUGAAGAGGAUCGUGACGCCAACGCCACACCCGGAUCUGAAAACACCGAGCGAUCCACCCCGGAGGAGGGACGACCGUACAGACUGGGGCCUGUGUUCGGGGGCCGAUGCGGCGCGGAGGCGCUCGGUCUGGGGCUGGGGCUGUCGCCGGGCCCGGCCUACAGGUUCGCUCUGCCCCCGGGACUCGCUGCCAAGACCACCCGCUGCCUUGUAUUCGACCAAGGCAAGAAGAAAUUUCCCUCAGAUCCAUCUUGCUGCCCGGUAUGCGGAGUGACAGUGAGACCUCAAGAAUUGGAACAGCAUUUUGCUCAAGAACUUGAUCGACUGUAUAAGGUUUCUACAACACCCUCAAGACCUCGAUCUUCAAGAUCAACCUUGCCGCCGACGCAUCCCCAAGAUCACCCCCAUGGUCCGAUGCUGCAUGCCCCAUCGGCGGCGGACGGUACCCCCCAGGCUAGAUGGGAGACAUACAAGAGGAUUAAGGCCAAUAGACAGGCUAGAAUACGCGUUAAGAAUCGGAAGAGAAAAGCGGACGAAGCGUCCUGUCCGGUUUGCAGUGAGAGAUUAUCUGGCACCCCAGAGGAAUUGAAUCAGCAUGUCGAUCGAUGCUUGAAUAAGCAGAACAAUGGGAACCCGGCCGGACAGAACGCGAAUCUCGACGAGGAGGACGUCGACGUCGAGGGUGAUGCCGAGACCUUUGAGGAAUACGAAUGGGCCGGUCAGAGAAGAGUGCGUGCCUCUUCUAUGCUCGUCGGUGGAUUCUCCGCCGCAGGUCUCGCGACCUCCUCGAGCAAUCGCUCCGGUAGCGGCGUCGGAGGUGGAGGCAGCAAUCAAGAAGAUGAGGACGUGGACCUCGUAGUCGACGGCGACGAUGCCGCCGAGUUUGGUCCGGCUCAAUAUUCCGAGGCGGACGUGAUCGCGCCGCGAAUCGAUGGAACGCCGCGCGAGCAAAAGGAGCGAGACGCCCUUCGCGAAGCUGUCAUUUCGCCAAACGCGCCGCACACACCGCAACAGUUGACCCCGGAUUCCGGACUGACGGCACUGGUCGAGGUGAAGCCGGAACCGGGCACCACGACGCCCGUCGGUCAGCAAAACGAUCCCGAUGAAGGAGCCUCUGUGUCACCCAGGAGAGACGGCGACACGCCGGUCGUGGAAGCUCUUCGUGGCCGAAUCCGUGAGCUCGAGACCGAUAUGCGCGGGCAACUCUUUAAGUGUCUCAUCUGCAUGGAACAAUAUAAGAAGCCAGUCACUUCGGUAUGCUGUUGGCACGUGCACUGCGAGCAAUGCUGGUUGCAUACGCUGUCCUCAUCCGUACUAAAUAAGAAUCUUAAAUAAGUGAAUGGUCAAGUGAUGAUAUCAGUUUUGAAAUCGAUCGAGAAAUAAGAUUCCUGUUGCCGUUGUUGCAGGGCGCGAAGAAACUCUGUCCGCAAUGCAACAUGAUAACGUCGCCGUCUGAUUUGCGGCGCAUCUAUAUGUGAAUGAAUCAGCUCGACAUCCCUGUGAGCAAUCCGCGAUUCAACCGGGAUACUCGGACAAUGUUAUCAGCGAGCGCGUCUCGCUCCUGUAAAUACUUGUAUAUUUCUUUGCGUUACGUAAAUUAACUCUUUAGAAUUAAUAUGUACGUUUAUGCAUCAUAGAGCUAGUAAAUUAACUUCGUUAGUUCUUAACAAUCUUCAACACCGAGCAUCGCUCUAAGAUCUACCGAUACAUUCUUGUGCAUCUCAAUAAUUAUCGCGGCAGUAAUCAUUUACAAAUUCGCCGUCCCUUACGAAAAGUUGUGAGGUUUGUUUUCGUUUUUACACGUUUUUCGUCCAAACUAUGUAUUGUUGAAGUCGCGAUUAUGAACUAUUUCUUAUCAUAAUGUUUAUUUGGCGAUAUAUCGAUUUGUUCUAUCAAAAUGAGAUACAUUCCGAUAAUGACUUUUUUGCUUUUUUGAUACUUUAAAUAUUUUUGCGAUAAUGAUUCUUGCUAUGUUCACAAUCACGAAUAUAUUAAAAAUAAUUUCUUAUGUAAUUCCAAAUGUAAUUUAUAAUUCUUUGAGCGUCAACAAUCGCAUCACAUUGUUAUAUUAUAAACUUUAUAUAUACACCUGGAUUAACGGAUACAAGUGUCAUCGUUUGUUAAACACACGAUAAAACUGUCAUCGAUCUUUAUCGACUAAAGUCGCGCGCAUCAUACGCUCUACAAUAUCUUCGUUUCACAAACGAGAUUUUACAGAUUCUUAAGAUUAUGCGAAAGGACGAUGCGAAAGAAAACCGAUCACUGAUAAUCUUCCCUUAUAAUGUGUUUUAGCAAGAUUUUUACGUAACAAAGUUUUUCUUUUGAGUGAUCGGCCUUUUACGCGUCGGCCAUUCGGUAUAACCGAAACUUUUAGAUCAUCGCCAAACCAAGUCUCUUGCGAUGCACCAGCGAACUAAUGUAAAUACACUAAGCGGAUCAAGAAAAGAAAAGUAAAUCCCCCGAUCGCUGUUCUGUAAUCGAAAUAAACGAUCAUGGAAGGUACAAUUA
Molecule: messenger RNA, 3850 nt
Organism: Cataglyphis hispanica
Lineage: Eukaryota; Metazoa; Arthropoda; Insecta; Hymenoptera; Formicidae
Product: E3 ubiquitin-protein ligase Rnf220-like
Exons: 9
Coding region: 710-2677 (655 amino acids)
Biological process (GO): DNA repair; protein ubiquitination
Molecular function (GO): metal ion binding; ubiquitin protein ligase activity; DNA binding
Source: RefSeq, a predicted model, not a curated record